This is a messenger RNA of Exophiala mesophila, 3774 nucleotides long. RefSeq lists its product as uncharacterized. Bases 1 to 3774 code for a protein of 1257 amino acids. Gene Ontology annotation, molecular function: zinc ion binding; DNA-binding transcription factor activity, RNA polymerase II-specific; sequence-specific DNA binding. The record is from RefSeq and is a predicted model, not a curated record. NCBI's taxonomy places the organism in Eukaryota, Fungi, Ascomycota, Eurotiomycetes, Chaetothyriales, Herpotrichiellaceae. Gene Ontology annotation, biological process: positive regulation of transcription by RNA polymerase II; DNA-templated transcription. The transcript has 5 exons.
AUGCGCCGGCGUCAAACAUUUGCUUGUUCUCGGUGCUACAAAAAGAAGAAAAGGUGUGAUGCUAAACUCCCAGCCUGCGCAAAUUGCGCGGCGGCCGGUGUUCAAUGUGUGUCCCUUGACCGCGAGUCAGAGCAUGAUAUACCUCGAAGCCUAGUACAGUACCUUGAGCAGUCCAUCGCAGAAUUGGAAAUUGAAUUGGCACUUCUUGCUUCGGCGACCACAGUGGGACAACAAACCAUCCUGGAGGGCGAUACAUUGGAUCCUCCUUCCGAUGGAUUGCUUGAGCCCGAACAAACCCAACCUUCAGCAAGCCUUUCAGAAACAAUAGCAGCAACCACGCUUGAGGCACGACAAAUGUUAUCGGCGCGACCAGUGAUUGCAAGUCUGUCAAAGUUGCCAUACCUGGAUCAACUUCGUGCAGAGGCUCACUUGCCAACUCCACUAACACAUUGCAAAGGCCUGGAAGAUGAGCGGAGCAAAUCAAAUGUAAAAAGAAGCAUUGCGGCAAUAGUCCCUGCUGAUGUCGCCCGAAGAUUGUUCGAUGUGUACAUUGAGAAAGUUUUGCCCCAGUAUCCCAUCUUUCAGCUCGACGACUUGAACGAGAUGCUGGAAGACGUCUACAGCCCUUUAGCUGACAAGCAUCCACGAUCCGAAUCAAAUCUUUUCAUCGUACUUCAGAUUCUGGCUAUCACUGCGGUAUUAUCCAAGUCCUCAGAUGUGGAGCGGUCACUGUCUUUGGCGCGGUCGCUUUAUGAAGAAAGCUUGAGCCAUGCAGGCCACCUGAAUACUACUAGUGUAGAGGCACUGCAGUCCUUCUGCCUGGUAAUCCAGCUUACAUAUGUUCUUCCUGCGUGCGGAGAACUUGUGUACCUGGUAGGUGAGGCAAUGAGGAUCGCCGUGGAGCUUGGAUUACACGAGGAGUCUGCGUUUGAGUUGACUUCUAGCCAAGCAAACUUCCGGCGAGGGCUAUUUUGGGUGAUUUACACUCUUGAGAGAUCUGCCAACAUCACCGGCCAUCGCUGCUUUGCCAUAAGGGAUGAGGCUAUAAAAGUACUGGUUCCUGAUCAGAUCUACUCCAGUUUGGGGAGUGACUCGUCCAUCGCCGAACGGAAUCUGUCCUGUUUUCAACAUGCGAUUCAAUGUCGCCGAUUACAGUCGGAAAUCAGCGGGGUUCAGUUUUGUAACAAGCCCUUCCUUGCCCCUUCCUACGCCGACUGGGUGAGUGAGCUUGAGACCAGAUGCAAGGAAUGGAAGUCCAAAGCGAUGGACAACACUGGUGAUCCCAGCGACUCUAUUGACAUCAAAGCGUCUUACAACGACUUCAUGCUCCACCGACCGUGUGAGGCAAACCCGCAUCCCUGUGAAGAAUCAAUUGCUUCAUGCUUCCGUGCAAUUCAGAAGCUUGUGGCUGGCUACUGGGAAACUACACUAAAUGAUAGCCUCAAGUUCGUAUGGCAUUGCGUACACAAUUGUUUCGAAGCAGGGACAGUUCUACUUCAUCUCAUCAUACACUAUCCUCGCAUCUUUAAGAAAAUCGGCGAGACGACAAUCGCGGCUGCCUUAGAUGUCACCAAUCAAGUAUUCAACGUCCUCUGCCUUCUCUCAAGUAGGUGGCCGGCGGCAUUGAGAUGCGCAGAGUUCUUCGACACCCUGAAGAAAGAGACGCUUCGAGGUUUCUUCGGGGUUGGCGCAAUCGCCAAUACCAAUACAAUCAAUUUGAACGUAUUAAAUGACAUGGUGUUACAUCGGCCAGGCGACACGCAGUAUGUGAAGGAUACCAACAAUGUCGAUAUUUGGGGAGAAGCUUUUAACCACUGGCCAACCUCUACCAGCAAUCUCAAUGACACUGUUGACUGGGAUAUGUUCGACUUUUCGUUCUCCGAAAUCGAGUUCGAGAAUAUGAAUUGGGCAUACUCUACCACGCCAACGUUGGCUAUCGGAGAGUUUCCGCAGAAUGAACUAUUCCCGCCUGCACAAAUAUCAUCUUCACGGUUGACUCAAACUUCUGAUGCAACCAAGGUUGACUUUACAGUCGAUAAAAGCUAUCUCACCAAAGCAUUAGCCCAGCUUCCGCCAUGCACCAAGUGCAAAAGACGGCGGACAAGAUGUGACAGGCUUUUACCCUCCUGUCACCAAUGUGCCAAGUCCGAGGAAGAAUGCAAGAAUUACGACCCAGUCCUGUCUCAGGAGACGCCUCGCCGGUACCUCCACGCGCUGGUCCAAAGACUUACUGAGCUGAUCAACCAGCAUGAGAUAUCAAUUAAGGGAUCCUCCGCAGUAUCCUUGAUCCAGAGUGAGAAUGCUUUGGAUUCAGCUGACUCGAGCGUCAAACUAUCACCCCCACCCGUCAUUUGCACCCACCAAAAUGAAAAGUCACACGUCCCGAUCGUUCAUUUUCUUUUUGGCAAGGCCAGUGUCUUCUCAUGUCUCUCAACUGCAGCUUCCACUCUCUCACAAAUCAACAAGAGUAUCGAUAAUCAAACUAGCCAGUUGUUUUCAACGGCUGCGACGCACGUAGACCAUAUCUCUGAGUCGACAACGCGGGCUGGUGUCGAGCUACCGACCGAGCAUACUGCAAGACAGCUAGCGCAACAGUAUUAUUACAGUAUAGAACGCCAUUGCCCCAAUCUCGGCUCAGAAACAAUCAACAGUAUCAUCGAUGCUUGUUAUGCUGAGAAAGAACGAGCAGUGGAGACCCCGUCGUGGGAAGAGGCGAUCCUCUGGCUAACUUUAGCGGUAGGUUGCCGCCUCUCAGAUCAGAAGUGCAAUCAGUCUGGGAAAAUGUCAAGACAGAUGUUUGCCAAGGCGACUGAAAGCUAUGCGCAUUUAAUUUCGAAACAACAUAAUCCGUCUCAUACAUGGUUGCAGCUCGAAACGCUCGUAUGCUGGUAUCUUGCCCUUGAUCCUGCGGCUGGUAGCAUUUGGCGAAUGCUCGGCCACAUAUGUCGUUCAGUCCAAAGCUUGCGGCGGCAACUAAAUUCUGCUGGAGGAGGCAGUCUAGAGGAAUGGACAUUGUUUACGACAAUAUUCCGAAUUGAAUGCGAUGUCGCUGUAGCUUUCGGACGCCCCCCACAAAUCAUCGAGGUGGAGACCCCAGCGAAGUUCAAUUGUACCCUGGAGGGGCCACAACGUCUUCCAUCACUGCUCUACGAGCUGAGUCGGUGGAAGCAUCGACUUCUUAUCUCUCUAUCCACCCCGCUCGCAAGUCAUUACUUGGUCGAACGGCGGCUUUUUGGCUGUCGAGACGCCUUGAAUGCAUGGCUACCAAAAUGGAAAAUAGCUGUGAUGUCGCUUCGUUAUGAAUCCCCUCCGUCUGAAAAUAUCAACAACGGCAAUUACCAGUCCUCACUCGAAGCUUACGGGACUUUCUACCACUGUGAAGCCAUGAUCUUAUAUCACCAGGUAGCACCUGAAGCGGUUCUCCUGACAGAGGCGGUUGCCGCGGCUGGAACCAUGAUUCGUUGCUUUUCAACACUUUAUCUGCUGCGAUGUGCAGUCACAGACAUCAAGAACCCUCUACAAGCUUCAAUUCCGGUAAACCAUCCGAUAACGUGGAUGAUGGUACAUGCACUUUGUAUAGCUGGAACUUUUCUGGCUUCAAACUUGGCAAAUCGUCAAGAGCUGCCCCCCUCCGACCUGAACUGGGGUGAUGUUGAGCUUUGUAUAUCCCUACUUUCAGCCUUGGAAGACGUUCAUGAGUACGCAGCUAAAGGGCUUUCUGGGUCGCUCUCUGUGCUAUUACAAGGUUACAGAGAUACUACACUGGUGAGAUGA